CAAAAAAAUGUCAAAGUUGAUAAAAGUUCCUCUGUUUAUUUUGACCUAGAUCAUUUAAUUCCUUUAAACAAGGACAUAAAGUAUUGUAAUAUAUCUGAAUUCCACUUAUUUUCAUAACUUUAAAAUGUACAAUUUCCGUAAACUUUCAGACCUUGGCAUAAGGCGAGCGAGACAUCUGUUAAGGAAGAAUCUAAAUCAGAAUAAAUGGAGGUGUAUGUCACAAAUGGAAACUCCGCCAGAAGAAAAGAUUGUACCACAAUUUUCUAUUCCGAAAGGAAUCGUAGGCCAGCCGACAUACCACACGCAUCCACAUAUGAUACCUAAGGGACAUUUGACCUGUGGGAUCACUCAAAUGGAGUAUAAAGAGAGACGGGACACUUUGGUCAACAAAUUGAUUGCAGAAGUGGAUAAUAUCCAUAAGAAUCAUGUUAUUGUAAUCCCCGCAGCCCGCAAGCAAUAUAUGUCUGACAAGAUCCCAUAUGUGUUCCGACAGAAUUCAGACUUCUUUUACCUAACAGGAUGUUUAGAACCAUCUGCCAUACUUGUUUUGGUGAAACCAGCACAGACUGAUAGUUACAAUAGUGUACUGUUUGUGCAUGAGAAAGAUGCUCAUGCGGAGCUGUGGGAAGGUCCUCGCAGCGGCUGCAGUGUCUCUACACAGCUGUUCAGUGUAGAUGAGGCAAGACCAGUGGAAGGUUUCAAUCAGUAUUUAACAAAAGUGACAUCAUUGUCAAAGCCAGGUAUCCUAUGGUACCAUAAUGACAAUCCAGCAAACCUCGAUAUCCAUGACAACAUCCGUUCUGUUCUACGUCACGGUCAAAUCGCACUCGAAGAUCCGCAGAGGGCACUGCAUCAAAUGAGAGUGAUCAAGUCGCCCGCUGAGAUUGAAUUGAUGAAAGAAGCAUGCUAUAUAGGUUCACAGUCAGUUAACAUGGCUAUGGCUUGCACUAAACCUGGUAUAUCUGAGCGUACCGUGGACGCGGUGCUGGAGUACACUUGCCGGCAGGCUGGGGCCGAGCACGCGGCCUUCCCACCCGUGGUGGCGGGCGGAGCGCGCGCAACUCACAUACACUAUGUCGCCAACAACCAGCUGCUGCAUAAAGAUGAAAUGCUGCUUGUUGACUCAGGAUGUCAGAGAUGGAUGUACAAUUCUGAUAUAUCAAGGACUUGGCCCGUUUCUGGAAAAUUCUCCAAAUAUCACAGGAUAUUGUACGAGCUGGUACUUACUGUGCAGAAACGUCUAAUAGAACUGGUCGGAGAGCAAAGACCGCCAUUAGAUCAGUUAUUUGACCAGAUGUGCCGGCUGCUUGGCACACAUCUGCAGCAGGAAGGCAUCCUGCCUAAGAACAUUGAAGGCAAUGACCUCAUCGGUCGCGCGUACCGUCUGUGCCCACACCACGUGUCCCACUACCUAGGUCUGGAUGUGCACGACGCACCACUCGUGCGACGCCGCGUGCCAGUUGCUAGCGGAAUGGUGGUCACUGUUGAACCAGGUCUUUAUGUAGCUCCAAAUGAUACAUCAGUGCCGGAAGAAUUCCGAGGCAUUGGCAUCAGGGUUGAAGACGAUGUCCUGAUAACUGACGGGGAGCCGAUUGUAUUGACUGAAGCAUGUGUCAAAGAAAUAGAUGAUAUUGAAGCUAUAGUUGGCAAACAUAACCUUUGAAAUUGAGUUGUUUUAUACUUUAUAUGGUGAAAAUGAAUUUUUAAUACCUCUAUACAUGGACAGGCUAAACACCUUGGUUUUUUGUGCCUAUUUGGUUUUCGAUAUUUUGGCGUUGACGGAGAUAGAACUGCCAGUAACAUCAAAAGCUGCGUUUGAGUCUGAAAUUGUCAAAAGUUGUAAUUUUCAAGCAAUUAACU
Papilio machaon (common yellow swallowtail) is the source of this 1860-nucleotide messenger RNA. RefSeq names its product xaa-Pro aminopeptidase 3. The record is from RefSeq and is a predicted model, not a curated record. The transcript is spliced from 10 exons. The coding region runs from base 125 to 1663 and encodes 512 amino acids. Gene Ontology annotation, molecular function: metalloaminopeptidase activity; manganese ion binding. Gene Ontology annotation, cellular component: mitochondrion. NCBI's taxonomy places the organism in Eukaryota, Metazoa, Arthropoda, Insecta, Lepidoptera, Papilionidae.